Capronia epimyces CBS 606.96 is the source of this 1089-nucleotide messenger RNA. RefSeq lists its product as uncharacterized. The transcript has a single exon. Gene Ontology annotation, molecular function: carbon-sulfur lyase activity. The record is from RefSeq and is a predicted model, not a curated record. Bases 1 to 1089 code for a protein of 362 amino acids. NCBI's taxonomy places the organism in Eukaryota, Fungi, Ascomycota, Eurotiomycetes, Chaetothyriales, Herpotrichiellaceae.
AUGUCAGAACCCAAGGAGGAACUUGAACAUGCGCUGACGUUGACGAUCGAAUGCCACUGCGGACUAACCUCCUUCUCAGUCUCUAUCCCUCAUUCUUCUUUACCUUUGAAAUCCGCAAUCUGCCACUGCAACUCAUGCCGGCACGCCACCGGACAAAUCUUCGCCACCUUCGCCGUUCUGCCCGUCGCGGUGCCCGAGGCAGUCCUGGACAGCGGCCAUCUGGUACGCUAUAUUUCUUCUUCAGUAUGCGACAGGUGGUUCUGCAGAAGAUGCGGCGCCUCCGUCCUCAACCACGACAAAGACGCAGAGCCAGAAGAGUGGGAAGCUGGAACAGGUGUGCUCCGAUUUGAGGACGGACUUGAAGGAAAGCUGAACAGGGUCCAGCUUUGGGUCGAAGACGUCAGCGGUGAUGCAGGUGCAGCUGCCUGGAUCAACAGGGGACACUUGGUGGGUAUGGAUCGGCACUGGAGAGGACGGCAGAGCGAUCUGGUCAGCGACAAGACAGUCACAGAUCUAAUGCGACAGAACUCAGUGAGUUCAACAGCAGCUCGUUCGCACGACAACGACCGGCUGCGCGCCCAUUGUCAUUGUCGAAACGUCACAUUUUCCAUGGCCAGGCCCGAUCAGGACCUUAAUCAGCGGACCGGAAAGUUUGAAGCGAAUCUGGACGCUUGUACAUCCUGCCGACUUGUCACCGGCUUCGAAAUCACAAGCUGGAUCACAGUCCCGAGAGACUUGGUAUGCAUUGAUGAAGUCUCUCUCGACACUUUCCUCGCCGACAGAUCAAAGCUCGGCCACUAUCAAACUUCGUCCCACGUGGAUCGAUACUUCUGCGUCAAAUGUGGUGCAACAAUCUUUUACCACCAGCAGAACCUGGAGACCUUCGACGUGGGUGCAGGUCUGCUGGACACAGGGAGUGAAGGAAAAGCUCGUGCAGAAGACUGGCUGGCGUGGCAGCCGUAUCCGGAAUUUCUGUCAUAUCAAGAAGAUGCAAUAGACAAGGAAUUUGUAACAAACCUAGCAAAGAGCGUAAGACCGGAAGAAGUGGUGGCAGAUGAGACAGUGCAUGACGAUGCCGCUGUGGCUUAG